Williopsis jadinii is the source of this 2333-nucleotide messenger RNA. RefSeq names its product Mpt5p (gene MPT5). Gene Ontology annotation, cellular component: cytoplasm. Bases 152 to 2125 code for a protein of 657 amino acids. Lineage: Eukaryota; Fungi; Ascomycota; Saccharomycetes; Phaffomycetales; Wickerhamomycetaceae. The transcript is spliced from 2 exons. Gene Ontology annotation, biological process: post-transcriptional regulation of gene expression. Gene Ontology annotation, molecular function: mRNA binding. The record is from RefSeq and is a predicted model, not a curated record.
ACAAAUCGAUGAUGAUCUAAUUUACACAGGGGGGAAAUAGGAUAUUUAAAAGCCAGAUUUCCCACUUCAUCCGCCACCCAAUCUUCACGUCCACAACCACCUCUAUUUGACAACGCAUCAUACAAAUACAAAUCUCAUCCAAUCAGUUAAGAUGCAGAAUGAUAGAGCUAGACACCAUCAGAAUGCUUCCAUUCACUCACUUACAUCGAUUGGUUCUAUAGUUGAGCCCGUAACUCCUCCAGACCUCGGGGAUCAUUUUGGAACCCCAUCGCUUAACCAGUUCUCAACAAAUUCAGCGGGUUCCAACGGCGCAUCAUCCACCACAACGCCUCUAUCUACGCUGAACACCAAUAUAGGGGGUAAUACUUUUAGAUCCAGACUUCGUUCGCUUCCUUUGGUGAAUGAACUAGACUAUAAGUUCAACCAAUUUAACAUCAGCAGUCUUCAAAAUUUAUCUCAGGGAUCACCGGGUACUGCAUACAUUCCAUCACCAAGCCAAAGUGUUUCAUCUUCUAGCAGUUCUAUCCCGCAAAUCCCAUUGAGCUCACUUUCGUCUCAGAGUCAUACUGCUCUAGAUACCCCACAGGUGAGAAAGGUAUCACCACCUGUACCACAGCACGAAUCUUCUCGUUCCCAAGCUCAAUUCCAACCCCGGUUGUCCUUGCCAAACGUUCACUCUCUGGGCUCCAAUAAGAGAGACGGGAGCUUCAGUUCUUCAUCAAACUCUAACUACAAGAACUUUGAUGAGUUAAACUUGAUUCCAUUUGAAGAUUUGGAUAUCUUGAAACUGUCUGUUGAUCAGUAUGGUUGUCGCUACUUGCAGAAGAAACUUGACGCUGACAAUGGCGUGAAGGAUAUCAUCUUCAAAAAAGUUUUUAACAACCUGAUCGAGUUGAUUAUCGAUCCGUUCGGUAACUAUCUCGUUCAGAAGCUGGUCGAGUAUUUGUCAAGUUAUCAGAAAGACCUGUUAGUUGAAAAGACCCAUACUUAUCUUUUCCUCGUGGCUGUGAACCAAUAUGGUACUAGAAGCUUACAGAAAAUCAUUGAUAAGGUUGACACUGUAUACCAAAUGGAUUUGAUAAUCAAAGGUUUGCAGAUGAACGAUACUUCGAACGGCAUUGAGGACAACAACAUUGUGAAGCUCAUUAAAGAUCUCAAUGGAAACCACGUUGUUCAAAAAUGUAUCUUUCGGUUCCCACCAGAGAAGUUUCAAUUUAUUAUUGACUCAAUCUGUAUAAAUGAUAAUAUUGUGAGAAUCUCCACGCACAAGCAUGGAUGUUGUGUCCUUCAGAAACUUUUGAAUACUGCGAAUUUUGAACAGAUUGUCAAGAUCUCCAAAAUUCUCCUUGUCUAUUUGGAUGAUUUGAUCAAUGAUCAAUUUGGAAACUACAUUAUUCAAUUUUUGUUUGAACUGAACUUUUUGAAAGACUCUACCGACCUAGACUUUUUGGUUGUAAGUUUCUUUGCAAAGAUAUAUCCCAAAUUGAUUAGGCUCUCUUGCUUGAAGUUUUCAUCGAAUGUUAUCGAGAAGUACAUCAAAGUUUUAAAGGCUAAACAAAACUAUGAGUACUUGAAUGAAAUCAUUAAACUUAUCAAUGUCAACUUUGAGAUGCUGAUCAAGGAUAAGUUUGGGAAUUAUGUUAUCCAAACAAUGAUUGAUCAAUUUUAUGAUGUGCAUGAGCUGAACCUUGAGAUGAAUAUCUUGAUCACAACAGUUAAGAACUAUCUUCCAGUAAUCAAGGCCGCGCCUUAUGCACGAAAGAUACAACUAAAGAUACAACAACUAGAGACCAAUUACACGUUUAAUCAACAUGAGUUGACACGGGUUGCACAGAAUUUGCCAACUGGCAAAUACUACGACGUAUCCCAGAUGACUUACAACAAUGGGCCUAACAGCUUUACUCAUGAGGGAAACAGUUAUACCAAUUACAUGAAUGGUGGUGGACCUCCACAGGGUUUCAACCCAUAUUAUUCAAUGGAUGCGUCGUUGUAUCGCUCUAGUGGGAAUCUUACCAGUGUUAAUAAUCUGGUUAUGCCCAAAGAUUAUCGGAACUUCAACGAUUCCAACAACGGUAAGAAUCUUUCAGAUACGCAGAAUUCUUCAAACAACCUGUAUCAGUUGUGAUUAGGAGUCUUUUUUUCUCACCUUUGUUUUAUGUUCUAUUCUCUUGUCCUUAUACGUCCCCCUCCUCCCAUCUGUACACUAUACGCUUGUUGUAUGUUUUACUCUUUUUUUGUCCUUUUUCAUACCAUUUCAUUUCUUUUGAGGUUGUUUCAUAUAAUUUGAACACUUUGCGAUUCUAAACGUGCUUUUUUCCAAUAUCAAACCUUCC